Doryrhamphus excisus (bluestripe pipefish) is the source of this 8970-nucleotide messenger RNA. It is a transcript of the gene inpp5f, whose product is annotated as inositol polyphosphate-5-phosphatase F. Gene Ontology annotation, cellular component: early endosome; clathrin-coated endocytic vesicle. Gene Ontology annotation, molecular function: phosphatidylinositol-4-phosphate phosphatase activity. Lineage: Eukaryota; Metazoa; Chordata; Actinopteri; Syngnathiformes; Syngnathidae. Gene Ontology annotation, biological process: phosphatidylinositol dephosphorylation; regulation of endocytic recycling. The record is from RefSeq and is a predicted model, not a curated record.
UUACCUGUUUUCCGGCGAUGACAGGUCACGUGUCAUUGUUUGGAGCAGGAAACCGGUGCUUCCUCGAUGACUUCGGCGGCAGUUUGCCGACUCCCGUCCCAAUUUAUUCACGCCUUAUUUCCGUCCAGCCUGACUAUGGGCAGGAAUGCGUGUCCAGCGGUGGGGAAGAUGAAUCGACAGUGUGCGUCCAAGUGGAGCCAACACAUCCGACGCGGAUCCAGCUGCUGCUAGCUAGCUAGGUAGCUUAGCAGUAGCCCGUCAGCCGGAGGGAGCUAACGGUGGCUAGCCAUUCGAACGUCCGGCUGACACUUGUCACGGUUGUCCCCGUAGUUAGUGGCAUAUUUUGUAUACGGCAAGGACACGAUGGAGCUGUUCCAAGCCAAGGACGAUUAUAUUCUUCAGAGCGGGGACUGUGCUCUGUGGUGUAGCCGAAAAGACGGUACCAUGAAGAUCAGACCUGCAACAGACCUGCUUCUCGCUUGGAACCCAGUCUGUUUAGGUCUGGUGGAAGGUAUUAUAGGAAAGAUCCAGCUUCACACAGAUCUUCCUCUUGGCCUUGUCUUAAUCAGACAGAAAGCACUUGUUGGUUGUUUGCCAGGCAACCACAAAGUCUACAAAAUCAUCAAGAUAGCAGUCAUUCCACUGUCUGAUGAGGAGCCCCUGGAGCUGGAGCUGGAGUUUUGCAAAAAGCAUCACUUUGGAAUUGACAAAUCAGAGAAACUGGUCCAAUCUCCCGAUGAGUCGAAGUUGAUGAAAACCCUAAGUCAGAUCAAAUCUAAUGUGGCUGUCCCCAUCAAGAAAAAGUAUUCCCCUGCCUUCCAGGUCAAGGAAAACAAAGAGAAGGAACGUAUCGAGAGGCGGCUGCUUGACGAGCUGUACAAAAUAUUUGUGGACUCUGACUCCUUCUACUAUAGCCCUACCUAUGACCUGACUAACAGCGUGCAGCGCCAAGGAGACUUGCACCAGUCAAAUUUGCCCCUCUGGAAACAGGUGGAUGAUCGGUUCUUCUGGAACAAACACAUGAUUCAAGAUGUCAUAGACCUACAGAUCCCAGAAGUAGACCUGUGGGUGAUACCAAUCAUCCAGGGCUUUGUCCAAGUGGAGGAACUUGUCGUGAAUUAUGACACCUCUGAUGAUGAGCGGAGCAGCCCCGAAACCCCGCCCCAGGAGGUAACCUGUGUCGAUGACAUCCACCCCCGCUUCACUGUUGCACUCAUCUCCAGACGUAGCCGCCAUCGUGCAGGGAUGCGGUACAAACGCAGGGGAGUGGAUACAGAUGGCCAUGUGGCUAACUACGUGGAGACGGAGCAGUUGAUCCACGUGCACAGCCACACUCUGUCCUUUGUGCAGACUCGUGGCUCUGUUCCUGUCUUCUGGAGCCAGGCAGGAUACCGCUACAAUCCCCGGCCACGCUUGGAGAAAGAAGAAAAGGAGACCAUGGUGUACUUUGCCUCUCACUUUGAAGAGCAGCUUAAACUCUACAAGAAACAGGUCAUCAUCAACUUAGUUGAUCAAAGUGGGCGUGAGAAGCUGAUUGGUGAUGCGUAUCUAAAGCAAGUCCUUCUCUACAACAACCCAAAGCUCACCUACGUGUCGUUUGACUUCCACGAGCACUGUCGGGGAAUGAAAUUUGAAAAUGUACAAAUACUGACGGAUGCCAUCUCUGAUAUCAUCAGUGACAUGAAGUGGGCCUGGGUGGACCAAGCUGGAGUCAUCUGCAAGCAGGAGGGAAUCUUUCGAGUCAAUUGCAUGGAUUGUCUCGACAGGACCAACGUUGUCCAGGCUGCUAUUGCUCGGGUGGUGAUGGAGCAGCAGCUGAAGAAGUUGGGCGUGAUGCCUCCAGAGCAGCCCCUGCCUCUCAAAUGUUACAGGAUCUACCAGAUCAUGUGGGCCAACAACGGAGACACCAUUAGCAGACAGUAUGCUGGAACAGCCGCACUUAAGGGAGAUUUUACCAGAACAGGUGAGAGGAAGCUGGCUGGCGUGAUGAAAGACGGCGUGAACUCAGCCAACCGCUACUAUCUCAACCGCUUCAGGGAUGCUUACAGACAAGCAGUCAUCGACCUCAUGAUGGGCCUGCCUGUGACAGAGGACCUCUACUCCAUUUUCAGUAAGGAGAAGGAGCACGAGGAGAAAGAAAAGGAAAGCCAAAGAGGUGCUCAGGAACAAGUCAGCCUGCUGUUGCAGACAUACAUGCAGCUUCUCCUGCCAGACGAUGAACGGUUUCACGGCGGUUGGGCUCUCAUCAACUGUGACAUGAGCCUGAUUGAUGCCUCGAACAAAGAUGUGGAUGUGCUCCUGCUUCUGUCCGACAAAGCCUAUUACAUUGCUUUCUAUGAUGAAGAAAUGGAUAAAGUCAACCAAUACCAGCGCCUCAAUUUAGAGGGCUUGGAAAAGAUUGAAAUUGGUCCGGAGCCGACGCUGUUCGGCAAGCCAAAGUUCUGCUGCAUGCGUCUGCAUUACAGGAAUGAGGAGACGAGCGGAUACUUUCACACGCUUCGAGCGGCCACACGAAAUCCCGAAGAUGACGGAAAAGAUACGCUGCAAUGCAUUGCUGAGAUGCUUCGCAUUACAAAGCAGGCCGGGGGGCUGGACCUGCUGGUGGUGGAAAAGAAGCUGGAGAGGCGUCAGACCAGACCUCAUGAAGACAUCAUGGGAAUUCAGAACAAAACCUGCGACCAGGUGCAGGGCAGCUCUGGUCUGGCUCAAGGUAAAAGUUUCCUCCUCAACAAAUUCUCCUCUCUGAACCAGAAAGUAAAACAGACCAAGACCAGCGUGAACAUCGGCCCCUUCAAGCCCCUCGGGAAGCUAGGAAAUUUCUCUAAGCCUGAUGUUAAGGUCAAUUUCCUCAAGCCGACCAUGCACGUCAACCUGUGGAAGUCAGACAGCAGCCUGGAGACAUCAGAUGGCAACCCCGGCACCGGGACCUUUAAAGAUGUCGGUAAUGUCAACUACGAUCUCUCCGACGACUCGGACUCCUAUAAUUCUGACCCGGAGCACCCGUGCGCCGGCUCCUUUGAAAACGCGGAUUAUGUGCUGCCGAGCUGCGGCAUCGUAGCAUCAAACACUCGCCUGGGCAGUCGCUCCCAGUCCAUCGGUAGCGUGGAGCUCAGCAUCCCCACUGUGAUCCAGGUCAGUGACUGUGAAGGACACGAGGUCAGCGAAGACAAGUCCCCGGGGGCCGCCUCAGUGGCUGAAGAAGCCAUUCUCAUUGACUUUGGUACUCCCAUCGACGCCUACUGCCACCAGUUUGUCCAGGACGCACAGACCAAGCCUGUGGAGGUGUUUGGGGAGCGGCCGUCUGCCUCUGCCCACCCAGUUAAGCCCCUAGUGCCUGUGCAGAAUCCAAGCCCGGCGGACCCCAAGCAGCCAAGCACAAAGCAGGAGGAGCCGCAUCUCCCCAGGCCGUCCCAGCUUGACGUCCAGUCCACUACCUCUGCGUCCAGUCUCCUCACCGUCCAGAGGCCCACUUCUGCCGUCUCCGGAGGCUCUCAGCGGAGUCUGGGGUCGCAACUGGAGGGCAGCCUCGGCCCUUCACCUGCUGACAGCAAUGGCAGCCGGGUCGUGUCCCCUUUUGCCAAGAUCAAGAGCUCCAUGGUCCAGGUGGCCAGCCUCACCCAGGCGGGGCUCACUCAGGGCAUCAACUUUGCCGUGGCGAAGGUCCAAAAGAGUCCAGACCCGGACACGGUCAGCGAAGUCCAGGAGAGUGAGCUGAAGGCAAUGUUUACACAGUGCCAGACCAGGAUCAUUCAGAUCUAGCGCUUAGCUUGUAGCGGCGGGCUCGGACAUUGCCUCGCUCUUUGGCCAACACGUGCCCUCAGUUUUACCUUUAGUCCGAGUACCCGGUGUUGGUGUGGACAGUCCUCACAUGACGGUGAAUGUUUACAUGCACGCGAGCAAAUGGAGUUUGCCUGCCCCCCCACCCCCCUACAGGACAGCCUACAAAUCAGGCGUUGGCAAUUUGAUGGCUUAGCAGCUCUCGUCAGUAUAUUUUCUAGAGAAGCCAUUCCUGAUGGAAGUCUUAAUAAGCUAAUUAUGUGGAAAUAGUUAUCAAGAAAUCCAUGUACUGUACACUCAGAGACACAUUUCAGUGACAGGAGCAUCUCAAGUCUAAAAAUCCAGAUCAGCUGCCUUGGUCAAGUCUAGUCUUCAUACACAAGAUACCGUGGGAUUCAACGGUUAACGGGUGUUUUCACUCGGAAGCGUGUUGUUCCCAUGAAUUGAGUAGUCGGGUGGAGGCCCUCGUUCACAUCAAUACGAACCAAGCACAGUUGGUGGUUUGUUCCGCAACAUAUGUGAGAAGAAGCUGAACACAAAGAUAAUAGGCUGCUUUCACGGAUGACUGAGGAAAGUCAUGAAAUAUUCCCAUUGGAGAGGCUGAAACCAUUUUAUAUCCAAAAACACCAGACUAGUCAAUAGUUAUUCAUUGGAGAAUCAACGGGAAUUAACGGGUGCAGCUCUAGAGGGAAUACAGACAUAGGUUGGUUAUUUAGGUGUGAAUGACGUGCAUGUAAACAUCACAUGUCCUUUGUUAUCCACGAUGCUCCAAUGAAAGGUUGGUGCUCCAUUGGCCGACCCUGACGAGGCAUCACGUACUGUAGCUGCAGAUCCAGAUGACUAAAACCGUAAGACCUGUCACCCGGUAUGUGCAGGACCCCUAUUGGUAUUUGUUAGACGGACCUGGUAAUAACCUCCGUAACAACUGUUGUAGUGUCUUGACCACGUAAUGACAAUGUUUCCAUGUUAGACUAGUAUAGCGAGACAACAAACCAUACGUAGUAAUCCUAUGUAAUAUCAAUGUUGUCAAGUGAUACUGUAACGUAACUUCACCAGACCUUAGGAAGAGUAACCACAGUGUGUCCGAGUACAGAGAACCUCCCCUAGGCUUUUUCGAUGGAUGGCGGUGUGGCAGCUGAAUACGGUCAAAGAGGUAAAAGCAUCAUAUAUAUAUAUAUAUAUAUUUUGAGAAGACAUGUCAUGAACAUGAAAGAAACUACUGGCAAGGUUUGUUUUUAGAAUGUCUUUAAAUAAGUACUAACUGUACUGAACUAUUUGAACUAGUGCUGUAGAUUGUUGUACAGUUGACCAAUACAGAGUAGCACAUACAGUAUAGCUAUUUAUAUAUAAAAAUAAGCAUAUUCAUUCACCCAAUUAUUAGAAGGCACUCCCAAUGGAAAGCAUUGCCUUAACAGGGAAUCAAAGUGGGACUAUAUAUAUAUGUAUGUAUAUGUAUGUAUAAAUACAUCAGGUCAGGUACAUGCACCAUCAGAUCUCCAGUUUUACAUGUUACAUUUGGUGUACUGUACAAAAGAAAAUGGUCGGGGUAACUUUUAUCUUGGGAUAUUUCAUUAACUACCGCACUGAUGAAAAUAGUCAAAUUUGUUUGGGUUUUACCUGAUUGCUUUCUGGGAAAUUUCAAUUUGAGUCUGCCACAUGUACACUCAUACGGUUGCCGAGAUUUGAAAAAUAGAAUUUAACCAGACAACUACAAAAAAAAGAAUACAGUCAAAAUAUUAAGCAAAAAAGUUGCAAUUCUACAAGAAUGACAUAAUAUUAUGAGGUAAAAUGAUGUCCUUUCACUUGAAUAAGAUGUAAAUAUUCCAGGAAAAAGGCACAAUGUUCUAUUUUUGGAAAAAGUGAUCUUACUAGAAUAAAGUCAUCAUUUUGAAAAUAAAAUUUACAAAGUUGAAAUAGAAUAUAGAAAAUAAAACAGCACAAAUGGGAAAAAAGGUGUCAAUUAGCAAGAGUAAAGUCAAAAUAUUAAUAAUAUAAUAUGAUUUCAUUUUGGUAGCAUGGAAUUGAAUUUUUUUUUUAAUUCCGAGUUGUAAUUUUGGAAAAUUGGUUGAGGAAGCAUUUCUAACAUUAUUGGAAUAAAGUCAAAAUAUUAUGGAAAUAAAGUCACAAUAUGAAAGUAUAAAUAUUUGGAAAGACCCCCAGCAAAAAUAGGUUAGAAAAAGAGCAAAGACCAAAGUAUUUACCAAUAAUGUUAAUAUUAAUAUAAUAUAUAUAAUAUGUGUGUGUGUACUGAUAAUAUGGGGGGAUCAUUGAGAUGGAAUAUUCCAAGAUAACGGCUCAAAUGGUUCUUAUUUCCUGUUAUGUUGGCCUGUUGUGGAGGCUCUGUAGCGUGCGUGGUGGUCGCUACACGUGUCAGUUAUUAUUUAGUAGAGUGGAGCUGCCAAAAGCUUUAAAAUAUGGCUUUUAAAAGUGCAUCAGGAAUGCAACACUGGAGCGUUAAAGUGUAAAUAUGAUUGUAAAAAAGCGAAUCCUCAACAUUCCUUAAUACAGACCACAAUGCUAGAAUAUUGGGAUCUGUUGUUUUAUAUGCAAGUCUUUAGUUCCUGUUAUGUAAUCCUAUUAUGCUGGGUGAUGUUUUUCUCCUUUUGUUUUGACGCAAGUGCUUUGGAGCACCAUUCAUUUUCUGUCUGGUGUGCCUGUCCAUCACUCCCAAGGGGACCUCACAACACGACAUCGUCUGACCAGGGGUCUUCCAGCAUUUGUUUCACCACCAUGUCAUCCGCUUGUGGUCACGUUAGGUUAUAUUAAUAUUCAAGUCUCAUAUUUAUUCUCAUCCUUUCUGGGUGUUACUUGAUGGUAAAGUGCACUGGACACCUUUGGAAUAAAAACGAUGAGUGAAUGUGUCGCAUGAGGUUUAAUUACAUUUACAUCAAUUACUCAUGAGGGAAAGUAAAAAUAGAACAAAUAUUGAAAAACUGAUACUGUGCCUUGCAACCCAGAACCCCCAGCCUGGAUCACGGCCAUGAGAAGGUGGAGGAGGCCAGGGGCCAAACCGGAAGGGCCACUAGUGGAAGACAUUGAUGGGUCAUCUGGGUCUUGCUACAAUCAUUGAAACGUGGUACAUUCAUUCAUGCAUUACUCCAGAUGGAGCAAACCAUUCUUUUGUAAUCCAACUUAAUGUCCACGUGUAGAAAGCGAUCCCACUGUAGAUGGAGUACGGUCCAGUGCCGUGUCCCGACUGCUGCUAAUGUGGCAACAGAAGGCACGAUGACAAAGCAUUUUUAUUACAAAGAUAUGCCAAGCAUCUAAAACAAGUCAUUUGUUGCUCAGCAGUUACGGCUCAUUUCCAUUGACGCUCUUUUGCUGCUCCAUCCUGCAACUCCGCUGCAUCUCCAUGUGUUUGGCCUUCAGCCAGAUGUCCCUGGACAGAGAGGUCCGUCCCAAGCUCAGCGACAGCAACCUGACGGCACCAACAAGUCAGUCAGACACGCCAACAACCAUCUUCCCGAUGUAAAAACUAAAUGAAUCGUAGCUCACCUUGCCACGACUAGCAUUCGGUGCAGGUCCUCCGCCGUGAUGCUCUGGGGAUCGUCUUUCCUCAUGUCCACAAAGUCAUCCUCAACUGACUGACCAAGUCAUUUAAAGGUUUUAUUUUUGCUGAGCUGUCACCAAUAUUUGUAGUGCAAAGCGCUAACAUUGUGUCACCUUGGUCACUCCAUCAGAGAUACUGUAGUCCAUCAGCCGGGCCACACUCAGGUACAGUCGGAACUUGUUGAGCUGGGAGGAGGUCUCCGCGUACACGGAGAUGCUGCUGAGGUGCUCGUCCAUGUGGGCCGGGGCCACUUGAGGCUGCAGGUGUACCUGACAGUCUGACUGCGGAUUCAAAGAAAUACGGUCAACGUUUCGAUUGUCAAGCGUGUCACGGUAUCGCGGCACGCCAGGAGGGAGCAAAGCUCAACCAGCUGCCUGUGGUCACGUGACCUCUGACCGCCGCUGGAGGUUGUUUACAAUGUGCUGCCCGACGAGACUGACGCCUCGCUUUGGAUUGUUCCUGCGGCCCACAGCUGCCGCCAUGGUAACAUAUUAGACCAGCACACAGGAAUAGCACACGCCGCAUUCCUUGCCCUGGAGCCGCCGGGGGGCGGGGGUUCCUGGAUCCGGCCAAUGGCAGCUGAGACAACAAUGUGAUGCUGGCUGGAAACAACCUCCAGCGUCGGACAUGAUCCAGUCUCCGGAGAGGCCGGCCGAAACCCAACACCUCCUGAGAGCGGAUGGGGCAGGCUUGGCUGUGGUGGGGGCGUGUGGCUACACGCACCCCCCCCCCCCCCCCAGCGCGCGUCCUCACCGGCAGCAGCGAGCGGCCCUCUGAUGCGACGAGCACGUUAAUAUUGCAGGGGAAUUCCAUCUGGUGGUAGUUAAAGUCGUAGUCCACCUUCUGCCAGGAGAUCACAUUCCCCAAAGCUGUGACAUUGCGAACACCUGCAGCACAACACACAGGCCGUCUUGUUAGAGUCAAAUCCUGCUUCUGACCUCCUGAGCUCGGGUGGACCCCCCUGUGGUGUGGGGCACUUUUACCUGUGGUGUCCAGCUGUCCCUGCUCCAGCUGGGUUUCAUCCAGGAAGAGAGACGUGUUUGUGGCCAGCUGCAGGGCUCCACUCACCAGCCGGUUGGCCACGUAGUCCUUCUUGGGCACCAGACUCAUGUGGUUCAUGUUGGCAAGGCUCAUGCCCAAAUAGAAGGACUGCGGCGUUGGGGGGAUACAACAAUAUUUAUAUUAAUACUGAUUUUGUCCCAAGUGAUAUGCAUAAGCACCAGAUCCAAUGUGUUUAUUUUACUACAAUUACUGUAGUAAUUGACAGUAUUGACAGUACACCAGCAUGACGGGAUAUUUACUCACGGAGGGAACAAGCUGCUGGAUGGCGUGGUAGAGACGUUGGCUGUACGAGGGGACAGUGGGACACCCACUCAGGUUGAGGGUGAACUUGCCCAGUGGUAACACAUCCCGCCUGGCAUAGCUACAGGAAUAGGAAGCCGUGAGUGGAAUCUCAUACACGUACAACACGGAGUACAUACAGGUGGCACGUACACGGUGGAAAUGAGAUGCAGGAUGAGGUACUCGGCAGCCAGGGAAUCUCCCAGCAGGACGUGUGUUAAAUAGGACAGGAAGUCUGCUUUGAUGGAUGCCAUCUCACUCAGGCUUGAAGAUAAAACUACAAGAGGAGGGACAAUAAAGCA